AUGCAUCAGAACAGUGCAUUGAAAAUCGAGUUCAUCAGAAAAGGAGAAUCUCCAAGUGAUCUAGAAUUCAGUGAUAAUGUUGGACAGGUCAACAGUGAUCAGAUAUCAGAUUGCAAUAGCACAGGAUCCAUCCCUGAUAAUCAAUCAGGAAUUAGUGAUAUGGAAAAAUCUGUGGAUGAUUACAUCAGUAACAUAUUGAAACAUCAUUUAUGGUACCACGGAAUGAUGUUUGGGGGUACUGUAGAGAAGUUGUUGAAAUGGGAGCACUCGUAUCUUGUUCGUCGGGCAAUCCAGAGAUCGUCAAUGAAGAAAACGUUAUGUAUCUCAGUCAAGAUUGAUGGGAAAGUAUUGAAUUUCCAAUUGACCUGGAAUGAAGACGGUUGGGGUUCAACUAAGCUAGUUGCUAAAUUUCCGAAAAUGGCUCAAAAAAGAUAUGCUCACAUUUAUCAACUUCUAGAUGCCUGGUCCCUUUCAGUCAACGCAAUUACACCAGUACCCAGAAACAGAAUUGUUCUGCAUCAUAGUUCUAUCACACUUGGAAACAAACUAGGAAGUGGAGCAUUUGGAGAAGUAUACAGAGCAAAAUACUUACCAAAUGGAGCUAGUGAAUCAAUUGAAGUAGCUGUGAAACGAGCGAUUGGAGAUGCACAGAGAUCCACAAUUCAAGAAUUUUGCCACGAAGCUCAGGUGAUGGGAGUCCUUCAACAUGUGAAUAUUGUCUGUCUUUAUGGAAUUGCAUCACUAGAACAACCGGUGAUGUUGGUCAUGGAAUUGGUAACCGGUGGAGAUCUCAGGUUAUGUCGCGAGAUGCUUUUAAAUACAUUUCGCGACGCUCAUGCAUUGAAUUUCGAGGGCGCGGAAAUCAAUACACAUUUUCGCUACAUGAAUAACCCCAUUAGGUUUCCAAAUAGUCUAAAAUUCCAGAAACAUCUUCAAACUACUCAUAAUAUUUCCCACAGACAGUUGAUCACUUUCGCAGCCGACAUCGCAUCUGGAAUGAAACACAUGGCCCAGAGAAGAGUUAUCCACCGAGAUCUAGCAGCCAGAAAUUGUCUAAUAACCAAUUCUUUGAAAAUCAAAAUCUCUGAUUUUGGAUUAUCCCAUUCUGGACAAGAAGUGAUUGUAAAGAAAUUGAAAAAAGCACCUAUUAGAUGGCUGGCUCCUGAAACCCUCCAGAAAGGAAUCUUCAAUGAAAAGACAGAUGUUUGGUCUUAUGGAGUAUUGUUGACUGAAAUAAUCAAUAGAUGUGCAACUGAUCCCUUGGCUCCAAGAACACUAAAAGAAGUGCAGGAAUGGAUCAAAGAAUCAGAUCAUCCACAUCGGAUAAAGAAUGGAGAACCCAAGGAAUUGGCGGAUCUGGUCGAUAUUUGUUGCGACAAAAAUUCAAUUACUCGGCCAAAUUUUCAAACUGUUCGACGUCGUAUCAGAGCGAUUCUCGAAACGGCAAACAUGCUUGGACCAAUUUCAGGCACCCUGGAAAUGAAAAAGUCAGAAGAGCGAAAGAGCAGUACAUCCACAGAUAGGAAAGUAUCAAAUACAGCACUGAUGCGGAAAAAGUCUAGAGAUGGAAAAGUAAAGGAUAGAUCCACGGAACGAAAAGGUGGUACCCAGAGAAGAAUUGUUUCUCAUCGUCGCAGAGAAAUAGGUCCAAUGAAACUUCCAAUCGGAAUGAGUACACCUGAAAAAGUAUCACCUCAAAAUAUGACAUCACCGGCAACGCCCCCGAUACCAAAGACAUAA
Messenger RNA from Caenorhabditis briggsae, 1740 nucleotides. Gene Ontology annotation, molecular function: protein tyrosine kinase activity; ATP binding. The transcript has 7 exons. NCBI's taxonomy places the organism in Eukaryota, Metazoa, Nematoda, Chromadorea, Rhabditida, Rhabditidae. The record is from RefSeq and is a predicted model, not a curated record. The coding region runs from base 1 to 1740 and encodes 579 amino acids. Gene Ontology annotation, biological process: protein phosphorylation.